CGCGCUCCGAUGCGCGCGCGCGCAUCGCGGGCGUCGACGACGUCCGCGACGGGACGGACGACGACCGCGACGCGCGCCGGCGGGCGCGGCGCGCGCGCGACGCGAUGGACGACGCGCGCGAACGACGACGGCGCGGCGAACGAUUCGACGACGACGACGACGACGACGACGACGGGCGCGCGCACGCGACGCGCGCUCGCGCGCGACGCGGCGUCGAGCGCGAUCGCGGCGAUGGCGUGGCGCGCGCGCGCGGCGGGCGCGACGACGACGGUGACGUACGAGGGGAGGACGCGGCCGGCGUACGCGUUCGACGCGGCGCUGCGGGUGGCGACGCUGCGGCGGAGCGCGCCGCCGAACGCGGCGAACGAGUUCUCGAGGACGCAGACGAACAGGGUGAAAUUUAAGAUGACGGCGGUGGCGAGCGUGGGGGAGAUUUACGGGAGCCUGGCGAGGGGAGGGAAGAAGACGAGGGGGGCGGACGCGACGACGCUGGGCGACGAGUGGUUGGCGCCGGCGAUCGCGAAUGGGUUGAUACGGCCGAUUCCGGGGGCGGAGUCCUCGGCGUGGUUCGCGAGGUUGUCGCCGGUGUGGCGAACGCUGGUGCGGCGAGACGCGCGCACGGGGAGGGUGAGCGCGGGGGGGGAGAUUUACGGCGCGCCGUACGGGUUUGGAUGCGCGGUGAUCGCGUACAGAAAGGAUAAGCUGCCGAAGGGGGUGAAGCCACCGCGAGAUUGGGAGGAUUUGUUCGAUCCGAGGUUGAAGGGUUUGAUCGGGAUGCCCAACGCGCCGCGGUUGGUUUUGAGCGCGGCGCUGAAGGCGGAGGGGAUGUCCGCGAACGCGAGCGACAUCGGCGGCGCGGACGGGCGAGUGAGCGCGCGCGUGCGCGCGCUGCGCGAAAACGUCAAGGUAUUCGAUGACUUGCAAUACACGCAAGCGAUCGCGUGUGGCGAUUGCGCCGUCGUCAUCGGGCCUUCGGAGGAUGUAUUUUCCGUCGCCCGUCGAUCGACUCUGAUCGGUCUCGCGGUGCCGAGCUCGGGAACGACGCUGUGGAGCGAUUGUUGGGUCGUGCCCACCGCGACGGUGGCGAACAAAGGCGGUGGUCCAUCGCCGGUCUUAGAGCAGUGGAUCGAUUACACGCUUCAGCCGGCGCGCGUGAACAUGCGGGUUGGCUUGAAGGGGGGGAUUUCGCCUCUCAUGUUUGACGGCCGCGGCGUCGACGGCGGUUACGCUAGGUACCCCAACGUCGCUCGUCCCGUGCUCGGGAGUGAUGACGGCGAUAUGCUAAAAGGUUGGAUACCAGACGACUCCGUGUGGUCGGCGAGCGAGUUUCAGCUUCCGCUCAGCGACCGCGCGCGCGCACAAUACGUCGCGAUGUCACAGGCCAUCGUGCGUCGAUGAAAU
Ostreococcus lucimarinus CCE9901 is the source of this 1401-nucleotide messenger RNA. Its product is annotated as ABC(binding protein) family transporter: polyamine. Gene Ontology annotation, biological process: polyamine transport. Gene Ontology annotation, cellular component: periplasmic space. The coding region runs from base 232 to 1398 and encodes 388 amino acids. Lineage: Eukaryota; Viridiplantae; Chlorophyta; Mamiellophyceae; Mamiellales; Bathycoccaceae. Gene Ontology annotation, molecular function: polyamine binding. The record is from RefSeq and is a predicted model, not a curated record. The transcript has a single exon.